This is a messenger RNA of Aegilops tauschii subsp. strangulata, 2771 nucleotides long. Its product is annotated as adenosylhomocysteinase. Lineage: Eukaryota; Viridiplantae; Streptophyta; Magnoliopsida; Poales; Poaceae. The record is from RefSeq and is a predicted model, not a curated record.
UCUCGCCCGAUGGAGCGAGCUCACCUCCUCCCUUCCAGAUCCAUCGCCGCCGCCGCCACCUCCCUCCGGCGGAGCUCGCCGUCGUUCAUGGCCUCCCCCACGCCCCCUCCUCUCGCCCCUCCCCUUCCCUCACCACCCAACCGAACCAACCAGCCCACCACACACCCUCACCUCGUUACCGACGCGCCGCCGCCGUCCCCCACGAAUGGUGCCUUCCCCACGAUCUGGAUCCCCAUGAACCAGCCGCUGGCGACCGCAUCCACUCCGCCGCCGGCGCCACCUCCACUCCCCUCCCCUCCCCUUCCUGGCUGGAGAUCCCCUCCUCUCCAAUCCCACCCGCGCUCCACAGCCGAACCCUACACGCGCGCGCGCUAGAGGCCGCCCCGAUCUGCGAGAUGUGGCGCAGCCGCAUGUCGCGGGGCCUCCGGGAGGCAAAGGCCGCCGCCGCCGCCGCAUCUAGGCGCUUCUCCACCACCUCACCAUCCCCUCUUCCUCCUCCUGUGCCCCCAAAUCCAGCCCCGCCGUCGGCGACUCCGCCCUCUACCCCGCUGCCGGCUCCCCCCACCUUCUGCUCCUCCCCUCCCCUCCCCUCCCCUCCAGACCGACUCGACCUAGGCUGGCCGCGUCCUCCAGAUCCGUCGGCAGAGGAGGAGGAGUCGCCUCCUCCCACCGCCACAGCGCCCUCCAACCUUCUCUCCUUCCUCGCGCGUGCCCGGAACCCUAGCCAUGGCACUCAAGGAGUGCUGGUGGUGCACCGAGCGCUGCCUUGACUGGGGCGUCGGCGGCGGCCCUGACCUCAUCAUCGACGACGCCACACUGCUCAUCCACCAUGGCGUCAAGGCCGAUGAGGAGUCCGGCAAGGUCGCCGACCCGGAGUCCACCGACAACCCCGUCAUGCUCGCCAUCGUCCGCACAAGUACCGCAAGAUGGAGGAGAGGCUCGUCAGCGUCUCCGAGGAGACCACCACCGGCGUCAAGCAGAUGCAGGAGUCCGACACUCUCCUGUUCCAUGCCAUCAACGUCCCCAAGAGCAAGGUUGCUUUGAUCUGUACAAGCUGCUGCUGCUCCAGGUGGACAAGGAAGCCCUCAUGGCUGCUGCUGCACUAUAGUCUGCUUUUCAUUUUUUGAACAAGAUGUAUUAAUGUUAAGUUGACAUUACUGUUGCCUUGAGCUACAUACACUUACUAACAUAGAUCUUGGUAUCCUGUUGUUUACUGUAAGACUUGCUGUUUAGCAAGGCUUGAGUAAUUUAGUGUACUGCAUCUUUAGUUUCAAUUGAAAUUUUUAUCAUGCUACUGUGACAUCUACUGAAAAUUUCGAACAAAUGAAAGGAGCACUGUAGUUACAAAUGGAGCCUACAAAUUAUGUACAUCUAUUGUACUCAUUUUUAGUUAUCUGUAGUUACAAAGCAUCAAUUGCAAGACUGUAACUAAACAUAUCUUCUUAUCCUCUUUGAUUUUACUCAUACACAUGCUUCUGAUCCUGUUAACAACAUAGCGUUUGUAAAAUGAUCCUGUUUGUAAUAUGAUUACAAUAGCAGAGUUGACAAUCGAGGGUUUGUAAUGCGGCCUCGUUGAUGUUCUCUUUUUCAUAUGCAGUGCUACUGUUAUGUGUGUGAUGCUCCAGCUCCAUGCAAGCACUGGGAAAAGGGCUCUGUCAAGCAGGUCUCCUGGUAAGCGUCUCGUUUCCGCUCUGUCCCCCAUCCGCCUCUGUCUGUUCGUUCAAACUGCUGGUGCUGCGAGAUGGGUUUGCUUGUGGAUUCUUGUUUUGGUAGUAGUUUGCUUUGCUAUGAGUAAAAUGCUCGUACUUUGCUUGCCAUGUUUGGUUCUUGUCUUGGUAGUAGUUUGCUUUGCUUAUCCAGUAGUAUCAGUCAAUUGGCCAGCCUGGAGCAGCUUGCUGUUGUACAUGAUGGUGUUAACUGUGAAAAUGCCAAGUGUGAGAUAAUUAGACCAGCUGUCCGUUUCUUGCCUGAAUGCAUUCUUUAAAUGACAUGAUGUGCUAGAGACAUGCUACUUACUAUAAACAAGAUGGUGUUUACUGUAUUGUCUUUCAUGCACAUUUGGUGUAUUAUCUUCUGACCUGCUGGUGUCAUAUGUACUGUACACAUAGAAGGUCAACUAUCUUCAAGAACUAUCUUCAUUGUUUCUCCCUGCUGCAUUGCCUCAACCGUUCUCCUUCUAUCUUAGUCUUGAUAUAACUCUGCAGUUUACUUGAAUCUCCAGUUGCUUUCAAAAGUAUAUGCAAAGUGUGUGUGUGUGUGUGUGUGUGUGUGUAUCCAGUGAGCAAAUCUGUAGUAAUUACUGAGUAUACUAUCUGCUUUCUUUUAGUGGAUAUUUUCUUCUCAGUUCUCUUUUGACAUGUAGCUUGUUCUCUUUGAAUGUGCAGGUAGUAUACUGUGCUGGUGAUGUUUUUUCGUUGCUGGGAUCAUUUGAACCUAGAUGUCAUGUGUUAUGUGAUCUGAGCCAUAUGGCAUAUUCUAAAAAAAUUAUGUAUGAUGUUUUUUCGUUGCUGAGAUCAUGUGAAGAUGUACUUUUGAAAUGCUGCUUUGACAACAAACUUGUAUUCCUGUGUAUAUCCUGCUUUGACAGCAAAAUUAUGAAAAUUUCUCAACAAUAUAUAUUGGUUAAAUAUUUUUUUUCCAAUUUUCUAUGCUUAAAGUUGUACUGCACAUAAAAAGGCUACAACCUAAUUGAUGAUGUUGUUGUGGAAUUGUUUAUUUUAUAUAAAAUAGCAAAAAUAAUAAUAAUUCUGCCAAAAGUUAUAAAAACAAAA